Clonostachys byssicola is the source of this 888-nucleotide messenger RNA. NCBI's taxonomy places the organism in Eukaryota, Fungi, Ascomycota, Sordariomycetes, Hypocreales, Bionectriaceae. The record is from the annotation of a GenBank genome assembly.
AUGACCGUGCCCGUCAGCAAGCCAGCCAUCACCAGGGUCAAUGCAUCGGAUCCUUCUACUUCUUCCAAGACACUGGUCGACAUUCUCAAGCGAGACGGAGGCGUCAUUGUCGAGAACUUGAUUCCGCGUGAGCUGGCAGAGCAGAUCAGAAAAGACUUGAAACCACACUUUGAUACCGACAUACCCGAUAAGUACGGCUUCUUUCCUAAGACUACCAGAAGAGCGACAGGACUUCUGGGUGUAUCAGAUGCGUGUGUCGAGCUGGCAUGCAAUAAGCUCUACACUGAUGUUGCCAACGCGAUGUGUUCAUCCAGCUACACCAUGUGGAGGGACGACCACCAAGAGACUGUGAGCGGCAAGCCCAUCAUCUCCUCUACAGUGGGCUUCCGUGUAAAUCCUGGAGGCAAGCAGCAGGUUCUUCAUCGAGAUGAUAAUGACUAUCACCCUCAAGACAAGGAGCUCCCAGUGAUGAUAGGGUGUGUAACAGCCCUGACAAAAACGACAAAGGAAAACGGCGCUACGAUUGCCAUCCCAGGAUCUCACCUCUGGGGCCCCGAGCGCCGGCCACUGGACGAGGAGGCUGUCCCGGCCGAACUCGAAAUUGGCGACGCUCUCAUUUUUCUGGGGAAUCUAUACCAUGCUGGAGGGGCUAACAUCACGAAGGACGAGUACCGGGAGACAGUGGGAAUCUUCCUCUGCAAGCCCACGUUGCGGCCCGCUGAGAACUUCUUUCUAGAGAUCCCCCUGGAGAGGGUGAGGCAGAUGAGGCCGCAGGCUCAGCGGCUUCUGGGCUACGGCGUCCUCGAACCUGGCGUUGGGUUCAUGCAUUAUCAAGACCCGAUGAGAGUCCUCUUUGGUGUCGAGGAUGAGGAAACGGUGAACAUGUGA